This is a messenger RNA of Volvox carteri f. nagariensis, 1112 nucleotides long. It is a transcript of the gene rps19, whose product is annotated as component of cytosolic 80S ribosome and 40S small subunit. The coding region runs from base 56 to 508 and encodes 150 amino acids. Gene Ontology annotation, cellular component: ribosome; cytosolic small ribosomal subunit. The transcript is spliced from 4 exons. Lineage: Eukaryota; Viridiplantae; Chlorophyta; Chlorophyceae; Chlamydomonadales; Volvocaceae. Gene Ontology annotation, molecular function: RNA binding; structural constituent of ribosome. Gene Ontology annotation, biological process: translation; ribosomal small subunit assembly. The record is from RefSeq and is a predicted model, not a curated record.
UUCAGCGACGGGAUAAGCCAGUUGCGUCUGCGACACUGCUUUCCGAGUCGCAAACAUGGCUUCCUACAAGCCCAAGAGCGUAAAGGAUGUGCCGGCGGAGGAUUUCAUUAAGCACUACGCCGCGCAUUUGAAGGCCAAUGAUAAGAUUCAGCUUCCCAGCUGGGUGGACGUUGUGAAGACGGGUUGCUUCAAGGAGCUGGCCCCAUAUGACCCCGACUGGUACUACGUGCGCGCCGCGUCCGUGGCCCGCAAGCUAUACAUCCGCCAGGGCAUGGGUGUUGGCCUGUUCCGCAUUCAGUACGGUGGCCGUAACAAGCGCCGCGGCUCCAAGCCCGAGUUCCAGUCGAAGGCGUCGGGCGGCGUCGUGCGCCACAUCCUGAAGCAGCUGGAGGAGUGCGGUCUGGUGGAGAAGGCGCCGGAGAAGGGCCGCCGCCUCACCUCCAACGGUCAGCGCGACAUGGACCAGAUUGCCGGCCGCAUCGCCGUCAACCUGCAGUCGUUCUACUAAGCGCGUUUGCUCGUGGCGCGCCUCCUUGUGUGCCUACCUAGCCGUUUCGGAAGUGCACUCGGGCCAGCAGCACAGUCAGCAGAAGCAGAACCUGCCAGGCGGGUGCGAAUGAGAGCCCCCGCCGGCUACGGGUGGCAGUCGAGCGUCGUAUUGCUCGCAUUCUUCAUCGUCGCAAAAGGAUCUUUCGUGCGACGGCAAGGGGUGUGUUCGGAUGCGAGGGCGGCGCACGAGCUCGGAAGCGGCCCUACUGCAGCAACUCGCGCCUGGCAGCAGCUACCGUUGUGGGAUCUGCAUGUCGCCCUGGGUUCCAUGGCGAGCGUCGGCACCAAGGGAUGCCGAAGAAGCCCUGUCUCGGGAGGGGUUGGGUAGACGGACAGCAUUAAGGGGAGGCGGCCGCUUGGUGAUCUUGCAUCAUUGGUGUCACCGUGUUCUCGUCCGAAAUCCCGUUUUCGUGCUUGCUCUUUUGGCCCGGGGUGGUGAUCGUCUUCUUUCGGCGGCAGGAGUGGUCCAAAUGCGAGGGAAGCCUACUGCGCCUGUUCGCGAUGCCUCUGGCUGUAACAAGAGGGAAAGUUUUCAUUCGUCUGUCCGCAUUAAUUGAAUAUCA